UGGCGGGUGCAGCCAGUGGAUAAAUACAGACAAGUACCAACACAAAUCUCAUCAGAACCAGCAACAGUCACAGAGACAAUGACAGAGAGAGCACUACAACUCAACCAUGAGACCUUCAACUGCUCCGUCUGCCUGGAUUUACUCAAGGUUCCAGUCACUAUUCCCUGUGGACACAACUACUGCAUGAGCUGCAUUAACACUCACUGGAAUGGAGAGAUGAGCAGGGAAAGCUACAGCUGCCCUCAGUGCAGACACAACUUCAGCUGGAGGCCUGUCCUGGUGAAAAACACCCUGCUGGCUGCCUUGGUGGAAGAGCUCAGUAGAUGUUCACUUCCAGCUGCUCCAGUGUCACACUGCUCUGCUGCUCAUGGAGAUGUGUGCUGUGAUUUGUGUUCUGGGAGCAAAGUGAAAGCUGUGAAAUCCUGUCUUCAGUGUCUGGUCUCUUACUGUAAAGAGCAUCUUCAGCCUCAUUAUGACGUGGCAGCAUUAAAGAAGCACAAACUGGUGGAGCCUACUGAGAAUCUCCAAGACAACAUGUGCUCCCAACACGAUGAGGUGAUGAAGAUGUUCUGUCGCACUGACCAGCGGUGCAUCUGUUACCUCUGCUCUGUGGAAGGACACAAAGGCCACGACACAGUAUUGGCUAUAACUAAAAGACAGGAAAUGCAAGGAGAUUUGGAGGAUAGUAUCCAGAAGACCCGGCAAAGAAUCCAGGAAAAACAGAUGCAAGUGGAUUUACUACAAAGUCAGGCAGAUGAUGCUGUCCGAUGUGGCAAUACAGCUGUGGAGGAGACGGACAGGGUUUUUACACAGAUCGCUCGUUUGGUAGAGAGAACCAAGACAGAAGUAAAGAGACACAUUAGAUCCCAACAACAAACUGAGGAGCAAAGAGUCAAAGAGCUCCAGGAGAAACUGCAGCAGGAGAUGACCGAGCUGAAGAGAAAGUACAACAAGCUGGAGAGGCUCUCACACACCGAGGACUAUAGUGGCUUUAUUCUCACUUUUACAUCUUUGUCAAAAGUCAGUGACAUGUCUGACCUUUCUCCCACAGAGACAAGACCACUAUUGUUCUUAGAUGUUGUUACAAAUGCAGUAGCAGAACUUGGAGAGAAAUUGCUGGACCCUUCUGCUCUGAAUCGAAUUGUUGCUGAAGAGGACACAGGCGCUGGCCUUCCAGAAGACGAUGCUCACGCAUCUUUGGACUCUUUGGAGUGGCUGCCUCUCCCGCACAUGAACUUCCAUGGGCAAACAGUGCAUUUCCAACAAGAUCUGGACACACUGGCUCCAGAAAUCGUGUCCAGCUUUCAAACUGAGGUGACUUCAAGAGCUGAAUUGUUGUCAUAUGCUUAUAGUAUAACACUGGACCCAAACACAGUCCACCCUCUGCUGUCUCUGAGUGCGGAGGACAACAUUGUGAGAUACAUGAACUCUGAGCAGGAGCACCCUGAGAACCCAGACAGAUUCACUGACUUUGCUCAGGUUCUAAGCAAAGAGAUUCUGACUGGUCGCUGUUACGUGGAAGUGAAGGGGAGAUGUGAGGACUACUUUUCUGUGGUUGUGGCUUACAAGGACAUUAGGAGAGAAGGAGCAUUUGAUGAUUGCAGCUUUGGCAGCAACACCAUGUCCUGGGCUUUAGAUUGCUACAGUGAUGGAUAUGUGUUUUGGCAUAACAAAGUCAGCAAUACUUUCACAGCCUCACCUUCAAACAAAGUUGGAAUAUUUGUGGAUUCCGAUGCUGGAAUUGUGUCCUUUUACAGUGUCACUCAGGAGGUGUCUCUGAUCCACACCGUUCACAUCACCUUCACUCAGCCUCUGCUCGCCGGGAUUUGGCUCAAGGAUGUCGCAGACUGUGCUGAGAUCUGCAACAUUUCCCAUCAUUAG
Boleophthalmus pectinirostris (great blue-spotted mudskipper) is the source of this 1881-nucleotide messenger RNA. Its product is annotated as E3 ubiquitin/ISG15 ligase TRIM25-like. Gene Ontology annotation, molecular function: zinc ion binding; protein binding. The record is from RefSeq and is a predicted model, not a curated record. NCBI's taxonomy places the organism in Eukaryota, Metazoa, Chordata, Actinopteri, Gobiiformes, Gobiidae. The coding region runs from base 79 to 1881 and encodes 600 amino acids. The transcript has a single exon.